AUGUCUUACACUUGGAGAGGAGCUCUGCAAUGGUGGGACGAUUGGCAACUGCGUGUCCUCGUCCUGGGCAGCCUGGGCCUUCAGUGGUUCCUCCUGCUGGCUGCCCCGAUGCGCAAGUACGCCCUCCCGCGCGUCUUGAGGACAUUCAUCUGGCUGGCGUAUAUUUCCAGCGAUCCUCUGGCAAUCUACGUGCUCGCCACCCUCUUCAAUCGCCACGCAAAGACCAGCAACUUUGGCGGUGACACCGACAUUGUCGCCGGGAUCGGGAGCGAGCAGCAGUCGAGCAUCCUGGAGGUCCUAUGGGCUCCUAUCCUUCUCAUCUACCUCGGUGGGCAGGAGGGAAUGAGUGGCUACGAGAUAGAGGACAACAAGCUGUGGGGGAGACACACCGUGACCUUGGUGUCCCAGGUGGCCGUCGCCUUGUACGCCUUCUACAAGUCGUGGCCUAGACCCAACGACCCAAAGCUAUUGGUGGUCGCGGUUCUUCUCUUCUUCGUCGGGGUCAUCAGCUUCAGCGAGAAGCCAUGGGCUCUCAAAGCUAAAGCCAAGAGACUGGCGGCUGUAUCGUCCGGGGUGCAAGUGCCAAAGAAGCCUUCAAACUGGAGGGAGCGCAUGAACCAGUUUUUCUUCGGGGCGAGCCACUGCUUCACCGGCACCCGGAAGGCACAAAGGUAA
Triticum dicoccoides is the source of this 675-nucleotide messenger RNA. RefSeq lists its product as uncharacterized. The transcript is spliced from 2 exons. The record is from RefSeq and is a predicted model, not a curated record. The coding region runs from base 1 to 675 and encodes 224 amino acids. NCBI's taxonomy places the organism in Eukaryota, Viridiplantae, Streptophyta, Magnoliopsida, Poales, Poaceae.